Messenger RNA from Rana temporaria (common frog), 1459 nucleotides. Its product is annotated as keratin, type I cytoskeletal 19-like. Gene Ontology annotation, molecular function: structural molecule activity. The transcript has 7 exons. Lineage: Eukaryota; Metazoa; Chordata; Amphibia; Anura; Ranidae. The coding region runs from base 1 to 1398 and encodes 465 amino acids. The record is from RefSeq and is a predicted model, not a curated record.
AUGAACAAAGGAGAGAAGCACAGCUAUUCUUCAGCUAGGUCCCACAAGAAUAUAUCUCACAUGGGUUAUCCGUUGCUUCAAAUGUCAAGACACUCAAGCCAUGGAUGUUUUACCAGAUCCAGUCAUGGAGGACGCUCUAAAACUACCAGACAAUCACAAUUUUUUUGUUAUGGAGGUCUCCAAGAAUCUCAUCAUAGAAGAUCUUAUAUGUACUAUAAAGUAGACCCAAAAGCAUUCUCUCAUGGAAGCCCCAAUGCUUUUCUGCAUAGUGGUCACUGGAAAACAUCAUACAGAUGUAAAGCGAUCCCAGUCUUUAAGCCUUCACCUGUGAGCCAUGGAUAUAAUGAAUAUUGUCAUAAUAAUUGUUUAAGAAACUCCAGGGUCUAUGAUAAGCACAACAAUUAUAAUCCAUUUGAAUUCAAUCAAACAAAGACCAUGAGACAUCUAAAUGAAAGGCUGUCUUGCUAUGUGGAAAAAGUUAAUUUUCUGGAGCAGCAUAAUGAAAGUUUUGAGAAGAAGAUAGCAAAAUGGUAUGAAAACAAUGCUCCCAGCAUGCCUGCAGACCGCAGCCAGUACUUAGAGGAAAUUCAAAAGCUCCAAAACCAGACCUCUAAAGUCUUUACAAACAAUGUGGGUAUAAUCAGGAAUAUUGACAAUGCUAGACUGGCUAUUGAUGACUACAAUAACAAGUAUGAGAUGGAGCUAAAUUUGAGAAGCAGUAUUGAUGCUGAUUCAGUUGGACUGCGUAGUAUUUUGGAAGGGUUUAUUGACCAGUCAGUUAAACUGGAAUCUGAAGUUGACAAACUUCAGCAAGAGAUGUUGAAGAUGAGGAGGGACAGUGAACAGGAGAUAAACUCUUUAACAUCUCAGUUUGGGAUUAGAGUCAGUGUGGAGGUAGAAGCUUCCCCAUCUGCUGAUCUCAACAAAGCAUUGUCUGGUAUUCGAGAAGAAUAUGAAAAACUAUCAGAGAACAACCUGAGGGAACUUGAAAAACAUUUUCAGCAACGGAGUAAGAAGCUAAACCAAGAAGUGAGCUCUGGCUUUGAGCAGUUGCAGUCAGCAGAUACUGAAUGUAUUGAUGUGAAACAUUCUUUGCAAACUAUGGCGAUAGAACUGCAAAGUGAACACUACAUGAUAUCAACACUGGAGGACACCUUACAGGAGAAACAGACUUAUUAUGUCUCAGAGCUUGCUCUGCUACAGCAAGUAAUCAAUAAUGUUGAAAGCCAAUUGGAUCAGAUAGUAAGUCAGCUUCAAAGUCAGAAUGAGGAGUAUCGACUUCUCAUGGACAAGAAAACACAUCUGGAACAGGAGAUUACAACAUACCAAUCUCUACUGGAUGGAAAUGGCAUAGAUGUGACUGGACAUCCUCCCUCAACAAAGCACAUUGGUAUGUAAGAGUGACUUAGCAAAAGCAGCCUAUAAAUUGUAUGUUGCUCAGCUCUUAUUUAUCAUUCUU